UGGACCCACCGGUGGGUCCGUCGGGUUCUAGAGGUUAGUCAUAUCUUGUUUGGAUAAUUGCAGAAACUUUGAUUAAGUCUGUUUCAAACUUGAGAAAGGGUUAAAUUUAGGGACAGUGAUGGAAACGAACACACGUCAUAAGCUGAAAUACAAAUGGAUCACAGAUGCUUCUAAUACAUUUGCUGAUUAUGCCACCUUUGGUCUGCCUUUUGUUUCCAUAAAGGUCUUUCACUAUAUCACUUUUUCAGAUCUCUCUCUCUCUCUCUCUGUUGGAGAAGGCUUGGCGUCCUCUCCAAUGCAUAGCAACAAACUCCUUUAUAAACCACAUCUGGAUCACCUGAAGGGGCAUAGCUCAAGCAAACUGGGACACAGACAUUUAAAAAAAAAAAAAGAAAGAAUUUUUCCAUCUUGCAUUACUUGCUUGGGAUACAAUGUGGAAAGCAGUGGUAAUGGCCGUGUGUUUGCUUGUGGCUGGGGUUGGAGCUCAGCCCUUGGAGGAUCCAACGUAUGGGGUGAAACUCUGUGGCAGAGAGUUUAUUCGAGCAGUCAUCUUCACCUGCGGAGGAUCACGAUGGAAACGAUCACUUAGAAGUCAAGAUGUUUCAGAAGACCCAUUCACCUCCCAUCAAGAUGAGUCUUCAGAGGGCUUGACCUCCAACUUUAUGGUUGAAAAUUUCCUUCAAACAACCAAAGACCUCAGCUUUGUGCCCCAAAACAACCCUAAUGGUGGGUUCAGCAGGUCCACCAGGUCAUUCAUUACUGAUGAAAUCCUGGAGGCUCUCCGGAAAGCUGACCGCAAAGGCAGGGAUGUCGUGGUGGGUCUAUCCAACGCCUGCUGCAAGUGGGGCUGCAGCAAAAGCGAGAUCAGCUCCCUUUGCUGAGGGUUGAUGAAUGAAUGCAUGUAUUAGCAAAUGUUUUUACACCCUCCCACAAAUAUGCACACAUACACACAGAAACAUUUUAGUUUUAUUUAACGUUUGUCAAGCAGUUGAGUCAAAUUAGUAAAUGUGUUCUGUUUUCCAUACUAAAUGUCUUCAAUGUUUAAAGAUAGACAGGAAUAAAUGUACUUUUUUUCAUUCCUGAUUAAAUUAAUGUUUCUGCAACUUUUAAGAACUUUGUGCAACAUUUUGUAUAACUUCAAAGACAGCCUGUCAUGUGAAAGUAGGUCUAAUUUAAUUUGUAAUGUAAAAAUAUUGGCUAUAUGUUUCAUUGAACAAAUGUGUUGUAACAAUUUCCCAUUCAAAUCAAUAAAACCGUCAUAAAACUAUAAAAUGCCUUACUCACAAACAUGUUGAUGUGUUUCUUUUCCUCACAGAAAUAUUUAGCACAUAAAUGUUAACAAAAUGCAGAAGAAAACUGUAAACUCUUGAAGAAAUGGUCAAUCUCAGAAACAAAGUGUAUCUGCAAUAAAGUAAAACCAA
Messenger RNA from Gambusia affinis (western mosquitofish), 1421 nucleotides. It is a transcript of the gene rln3a, whose product is annotated as relaxin 3a. The record is from RefSeq and is a predicted model, not a curated record. The transcript is spliced from 2 exons. NCBI's taxonomy places the organism in Eukaryota, Metazoa, Chordata, Actinopteri, Cyprinodontiformes, Poeciliidae. Gene Ontology annotation, molecular function: hormone activity. The coding region runs from base 432 to 881 and encodes 149 amino acids. Gene Ontology annotation, cellular component: extracellular region.